Messenger RNA from Aspergillus ruber CBS 135680, 1400 nucleotides. RefSeq lists its product as uncharacterized. The transcript is spliced from 2 exons. Bases 116 to 1018 code for a protein of 300 amino acids. The record is from RefSeq and is a predicted model, not a curated record. Lineage: Eukaryota; Fungi; Ascomycota; Eurotiomycetes; Eurotiales; Aspergillaceae.
CAACGGUCGUCCCCAUAGUCGGGGUCCUGUCUAGAUUUCUGGAUUCCCCUUGAAAUGCGAGUCCCCAGUUGCGUUCCCGCAACUUUCAGCCUCCAUUAUUAUACGCACAUUUAUAAUGUCCUCCGACGAAGACUGCUUCUCCGGCUCCACCUCUUGCCACUUCACCUGCCCCUCGGGCGGAACCUGGUACGUGUGCCCGGAUGAGCCCUACUUCAUCGGCUGCUGUUCGUCCGACCCCUGCACAGACAGCAAUAUCACAUCGCCCUGUCCAGAUGUCUAUGCCGCUGCCUUCGAUACCUCUAUUUUCAACUCUAUCCUCCCAAAUGCCUGCAUCAACUCCGCUAAUAACAACUGGUACACAUGCAACCUCACAUCACCUCCAUUUCUAGGAUGCUGCGCUUCAGACGCUUGCAAUAGGAUGGAUGGGUGUCCGGCCGGUGAUGUCCUUGCCUCUGCCUGGAGUCAGUCGCGCAGGGAUCAGUUGGAGUUGUUUGAGGAUGCGGAUGAUGGGAGUGGGAGUGGAGGAGGGUUAUCGGGUGGAGCGAUCGCGGGGAUAGUCGUUGGGUGUGUUGCAGCUGUAGCGAUCGUGCUAUUAGCGGCUUGGUUCCUUUUACGGCGUAGGAAGAAGAGCCAGGUUCCGGCUGGGGGGGCACCGUCGGUUGCAGAGGGCGAGCCGCAGAGGAUGCAUCCAGGGGAAUAUGGGGAUCAAAAUCCGGCGUCACCUUAUCAGGACUCCUUCUCCAGCCCGGGAACAACAGUCGGCGGGAAAUACCCGUCCGGCUCCACAGGACUCAGUCUCCCCUCGCUCUCACCACCGCUCCCAUCAGAAAGCGGACGACCAAUUUUUGAGCUGUACUCAAAUACAGGGAGUGAUCAGAAUCCUCACCACCAGCAAUCGUCAAGCCAUAAUCAGGGAUUGGGUAUGUUUGGUGCGCAGAAGCCGGAGACGAUACCGGAGCUGGAUAGUGCGGUGAAGCCGCCUGAGGUGCAUGAGAUCGAUGGGGGGAGUCGGUCGUGAUUGUCCACAGUGACUGUCGGUCGGUAUAUAUAUAAUUGAUAUAUGGAAGGUUAGUUAUUGAACCGUUGUGUUGUAUUGUAUUCCAGCGGAUAUCUAUGGUUGUAUGUAUGUAAUAAGUAAUUGGGAAAAGUUUACCCGCUAUGCACUAUAGUAGUCUAAUAAACCAAGGUGAAGGUAGCUACAUUCCCCGAUUGCUUUGACAGUACCUCUACCAGCGAGGACUGCCGGACGUACCCUCGAAUUAUAAUCAAGAUCACCAUCUAUGGCUAAUAUCAAGGCCAUCAAUUUGGGGAUUGGGAGUGGGGUGUAGGGGAUGGGAGAGAAAUGUAUAAGAGUGUCUCUCUUCGAUAGCUACCUAGCUAGAACCCAUGAGAAGGAUGGC